Erpetoichthys calabaricus (reedfish) is the source of this 2795-nucleotide messenger RNA. It is a transcript of the gene hsh2d, whose product is annotated as hematopoietic SH2 domain containing. The record is from RefSeq and is a predicted model, not a curated record. Gene Ontology annotation, cellular component: cytoplasm. Bases 240 to 1469 code for a protein of 409 amino acids. The transcript has 6 exons. NCBI's taxonomy places the organism in Eukaryota, Metazoa, Chordata, Cladistia, Polypteriformes, Polypteridae.
CCUGUGACCCACUACAUGUCCUUGUCAUUCUAAGCAGCGGAUUACUCAGGUGGGCGGAGUCGUUGUGAUGUCAGACACCUGAGGGAGCCUCCCAAAAGAGAGAGAAAGAACCUGCGUGCGUCAAAAUGUUCAGGGGAUUACAAGAAGAGCCAACAGACCGGCUUGAUGUGAUGCAGGCGUCCGCGUGAGGAGCAGGGCGAACAGGUCUUCUGAAGUGUCCGAUUUCAGGACUUUGAAGCAUGAACACCAACACCAGAACUACAAAUCACCAAGCUUCCAUAAACUGGUUCUCACAAUUCCAGGUGGACUCUGUUAUCCAGAAUGGUGUCAUUCCAGAAUGGUUCCAUGGAAUCAUCACCAGGAAGGAAUCGGAAAGACUGCUGAAGGAGAAGGCCCCCGGUCAUUUUCUGAUUCGCGUCAGUGAGAGCCGCAUUGGCUACACCUUGACAUACAGGACCAGUGACUGCAUCCGACAUUUUAUGAUCGAUGUUCUCAAUAACAGCCAGUACAAAGUGGUGGGCGAGACACAGGUUCAUAGUUCACUCCAGAACUUGGUGGACUAUCACAAGCAGAUCCCAAUUGUGCCAUUCAAUGAAGUUAUAACCAUCCCAUGUGGUCAGGCCAAGGGAGCUAAAGCCGAUUACGAGGAGCUGCUGUUCUCUGUUCAAACAACCCCACAAAACCUGAGAAGUGAGAAAGCGCCCAUCCAGUGUGAUCCAAACACGGCGAUAUCUCCACCUCCACUGCCCAGUCGCUCAUCCCCACACUUUAAUUGGAGUCAUCCAGGAGAUGUUGCCAACGGGCACGCUCGAGACAUUUCACCUUCUCUACCUGUGAACAGUCAGCCUUUCAUCCCCGGGAAGAGCCUCUACCCAUGUCUAAGUUUGGAGCUGGGCAGCCCGAGCUUCACUGCGGACGACAAUGCUCUCAACAGACCCCAACCUCCACCCCGAAACAGACCACUGAUGAUGAAGUCCAAAAGUGUGGAGCAGUUAGAUGUCCAGGGUCCAGCGCUGCCCCCGAGAAAUUUGAAACCUCUGUUUGGAUCCAAUUCCGACAUGACCCCAGGCCUUCUGCGUAAGGACCUCAAACCACCCAAUUUCCUCAACCUAAUCCAAAUUAAAAAAAAACUCCACAAGAAGAAAGAACCCAUAAACAGCCCACUUCCUGGAAUUCCACCAUGUCCAGCCCGAGGUGCUCCACCCAAAGUGCCACAGGCCCGUAUGACUAACAGAUGCCCACUGGAAGAAUGUGAAGAUGGAGGAAGGCCUCAGUAUGGGCCUGCUGAGGAUGGGUUUGGGAAUGACUGCCCUCCAAAAGCGAAGAGAACGAUUGAAUUUUCUCCUGAUAAUUCUGAUUACGGGGCUGGCGUCGUACAUCUGUGUGCCAAUCCAGAGGAGCAAUCGGACCCGGACCAUCUACCUCUGGAGUACCUGCAACCGCCGCCCUACGCCCCGGGCUACUACUGAACGUCGGGAGUCGAUGCUGAGAGGCCGGGUGGACGAGUUCCACUUUGAAAGACUUGAGUUGUAGCAUCUAGGAGUGGUUUUAAUUGUAGGACAUCUUUACAGAAAUGUAGAAACAAAUCAUUUAAUAUUUGGAAAUGUAUAAACUUAUUUAACAAAAACUGCUGAGAUUAAAAUUAUGUUUCAGGAACAGCUCAGAGGUGUUUCAACAGCAUGGCCACCACCUUCGUGGGAACUCAGGCCUGCAUCAGUGUGACUGCUGAAGAACAUUCUGGUGUGGAACUCUUGAUGACUGAAGCCCUGAGUCUUCUUUCACAGGACAGGAGGGAUUGUCCAGCUGUCCCGUUUCAAUGAGGAUUUACAUCCUGCAGUGGCCAUUCCUAAUGGCAGGCCAGUUGCUUUUGUCUGCACACUUUUGUUUUUCUGUUUUAAUUUAUUGAGUCUUGUAUCUACUGCGGCUCCUCCUAUAGACAUCCAUACAGUAGCUAUAGACCAGGAGUACUUAAAAAUUUUACUAUGAAGACUCAAAUAAGCAAACUUAAAUCCAAGAAGAAGUUUAUCUCCCUAAACACAGCAGAGCAAUACCAUAAAACUCAGUUUACGUUUUUGUUCAUUCAAUUAUGUUCCUUGAAGAGAACAGUGGACAGCAAACAUAUCUACUAUAUAAUAAAACACUAAAGUCUGUGUGUCCAGUCCCUCAAAGCAAUCUGAUUGGUCUGUUUAGCUUUGGUGUGAUUGGUCAGUUUGACAAAAGAGGAAGUGUGAGAGUGUGAGACGCACAAGAAUUAGUAAAGAUGCACACUGAGAGAGUCGCCUUUCAAAGAUGGAAAUUAUAAAACUGGAUAAGAGGUGAGAAAGGCCUCACUACAAAAAUACAGAUGGAGUCGUAGAAUUGCACUCAGAAGAGGGAGCAGAGGGGAAGAGGCAUUAGGAAAGGUGUAAGAGAGAGUCACCUUCGGAGACACAAAGUCAAAAACCUUGGAAACGAUCUGAGAAGCAGGCUUUACGGGAAUGUGUGCAAGAGAAGUGAAGACACGUUAGUGAAGGAGUAAGAGGCAUGCUGAGAGUCGCCUUCAAAGACAAAGUAAUAACACUGGACAGGAGGCGAGAAUGGUGCCUCGAAAAUACUGAUGGAGUCUGAGAAGUAGGCUUUACAGGAACACACUCAAAAACGGGAGACGUUCAGACACACGUGAAUACCGAGGAAAGGUUGCUGAAGGCACACGCAGAGCAAGAGAUGGAAAACAUUAUUAAAAUUAAUCUAUUUACUAUCUUUGACAGGUACUGUGGAUAGUUGUUAAUAAAACAAUAAAUAUUCAAGUCCAGGAA